CGACAAACGUAACGCGAACUUUCCCAGGAACGCGCAGCUCAUCACUCUGCCCGCGAUUUCUCUGCGCCCGCAGCCAUCAAACAACAUUGCGCAUACCCUGAUACUUCUAGAUCGCCUGGCGCAGCUUUGCGCGAUCCGUUCUUUACUGUUCAUGCGCUGAGCCCUCAACCGCAGGAGUUUGUGCAACUGCACCACCAUGGCUCCAGCUCGUCCGCGCGAACCCUCAAUCGAUCGCUCUGAAGAAUACGAAGAGUUUAUGACCAAACUUGCGGCGUAUCAUGAGAAACGAGGUACAACACUGGAGCGUGAACCGAAAAUCGCGAACAGGCAUAUAGACCUUAACAAAUUAUACAAGAGAGUGUGCGAAGAAGGCGGUUACGAUCGAGUAUCUGAUACAAAAGGAAACAAAUUAGCUUGGCGCAAACUUGCUGCAGAAUUUCUUCCAGGCGUGUCAAGUCUUAUCACGCAGGCUUUCCUCGUAAAGACAGCAUAUUACAAGAACCUCGCGGCAUACGAGAUAACGAACUUCCAUGGGAAAGAGCCACCACCUAAAGAGAUCCUCGAAGAUCUCACAGCCAAAGGAGGAGAUCUAAUGAAUCGCACAGUCGAGAACUAUUUCGCAUCUAGCAAUAGAGAGGCCGACAUGCUAACUAACGGACAAGAUAGCGACGACUCUGAUCAGGAGGAUAAGACACCGAAAGAAGAGAAGAUGGACAUAGAUGAGCCUGGGAGCACUGGUGCAAGGGUAACACGAGGUCUUCGACACGCUCCUCCUCAACGCGUCCUAUUCCAGCCAGAUGCUGGCCGACAGACGCGUAAUUCUGGAAUCAUGAACUCCCCCACACCUUCCAACCUUGCUGGUGGGACGCAUGUAAACGGUCUGAACAGCGGUAACGCUGGCGCGGCCAUGACCAUAGCUGGCUAUGAGCCCCAGCAGCCUGCGCCGUCCCAAGUCAAGCCCGUAGUGACACCCUCGAACAAUCCAGAGCAUUUCAGAAAUCUUGCUGUCCGCAACCGUCAUCGAUCAUCGAGAAAGGGACCGGCCGCGGGCAUGAUGGCGCCUGGGACUGGCUUUAUCGGGCCUAACAUAUACAUUAGAGCAUUGCUUGCUCUGCAAUCAGGUCUUGUAGAAGAGGAAGCAUACGCUUUACAUCAUCUUGUCAAAAUUUCCCACGAAAGGGGUGACAAGUACCAAUUUACUGGCUUUCCAGGUCUCGCCGAAGCUUUGAUGACGAAAGUCUUAGAGGUCAGCUCUGUCUUUUACAAUGUCAAGUGGGACAUCUCUUACACUGGAGUCGGAUCUGAACCUGCUCACGUCCUAGAUGGCCUAAGCGGAACUUCAAACCUUCUCGGUCGCAUACGGUCUUUGGAGCGUUUAAAUGUAGGUGAUGAUAUUCAAGAUGCAGACUUCAUAAUCGCGUUGGGAAGAGUGAAUGAGGCCGGUUUGGUGCUACGCAACAUGGUCAUGUUGGAAGAGAAUGCACACUACGUGUCGCAGAUACCUCUCAUACGCGACCUGAUCACCAUCGUCCUAAACCUGCCCAAUCAUCCUUCGGUUAGGGAGCUUCAACAUUACGCCCUCGACAUCGCCGAACAGGUCACUAAAUACUGGUCUCUCGAUUCGCACGAUCCAGUAUACGUUACGCUAUUGAGGCAAGCCGAGUCUACGGAUCGAGGCUCAAUCAUUACGUCUCUCAGAGCGUUGAGUCGCAUAUCGCUGAAUCUGGAGGUGAAGAACCGGUUAGGGAACGUGCCUGCGAAACUACUACAGAGCAUCUGCGAUUGGCUACUAGUGGAUGAUGAGGAUCUCCGGAAUGCCUGUCUUGACUUUCUCUAUCAGUUUACGGCGAUCCUGGAGAAUGUUGAGCAACUUGUUCACGCAGUGAACAUAGAGACGCUAGUAUACCAACUUUCACGACUGCUAAUGUACAACGCUACUCUGACAGAGAGUAAGAACGGAGCGAAAAACAAGAGUCAAAGCGUACAGGCAGCAGAAUCUGCGCCAAAGCUGUCACAGGCUAUUAUCGACCGACUAGUGGUUCUGGAUGAACCUGAGAGGAGUUCACAAUGGCUCAAGACCUGCUAUGAAGAAGAUCCCUCUGGCGAAAUCACACAGAUUGAUCUGUGGCGUGCCUAUAACGAUGCAUUCUUAAAUGCAUUGUCACGACAAGAGCACCAAAAGAGCCUGAUGCAAGCCAAAGAAUUCAUUACUAACGUGUCUACUACUUUUACUGGAGCGCAAGCUCAAGUGGUCACGUCAGGACAAGGGGCAAAGUACACCAUUCGCGGAAUUCGUCCACGCGCAGUCCCAGUGAGCCCCCGAAGUCAACGUCCUUAUAUUCGAUGCCAAUGGCAUACGAGUUCCCAUGAUAUCACGGAUCCAUCAUCGUCUGAAUGUAGCGAAUACACCUCUCAGCCGAAGGAUAUGUACGAGCACAUCCUUGCGGCACACUUGAAUAUCCCGCGAGAUACAAUCACAGGCGAGUGGUCACUGGAGAUCAAACCAGAGGUGAAUGGUGGUGGAACUCCACUCGAGACACGAUACAAUUGCCAUUGGGCGAGAUGCAGACAUUUCGCGGCGACGAACGGUAACACCGAUGCUCGCCAGGUGGGCAAACACAUCAGGACGCAUCUGCCCGACGACUCCGCCAAGUCAGUAAUACGCAAUAAGUAUAAUCGGACAGAGAAAUUAGCUGAGCCCCAGGCGCCUGUUCCUGGCGGCCCGACUCCAGCUCAUACGCAAGCGGUUCCAUGGCCAGUGAAAUGGUCAGUCACCGCUACAGACGAACGCAGUGAUGCUGCAGGAUUGCCCUUGGCGUCAGUCCUAGUAAUGCGCAAUCUCGCGAGGCAGAUGGCCAAGAUCAAGUACACAGACCGAGGGAGACAGGGAACUCCGGGUGGCCGCAAGCGUUACAGAGAGGACGAUGACGACGAGGGAGAGCCACAGAAGGGUGGCUGGGUACAGAAAGCAUUCUAUCCCAUAAUGGACCAUAUCUUCUACGUCAUGGCAAACAACCUUAUUCUGAAAGAUUAUAUGACUAGCCUCUGGCAAGCCGUUGUCACAGGUGGCGGCGCCGGGAUCAUCCAGCCGACCCAGCCGGAACAACAUUCAUAGAAUUGUACGUUAGCUUUCCUUUCUAUUCUUCGGCAUCAGGGAGUGUCUCGGCGCAGCGAAAAAAUGUGUGGAGAACUAGAAUAUAUGUUCACAUCUGUGGGCUAGGCUAGGUGGAAUUUGUAUUGGCGUUCUGGACGGGCACAGGCUGAACUCCCUCCUGCUCGGACAGGUGUGUCCGGAAAGCAGCGAAUGUGCUCGGGUCGUCUGGGUAACGUCGACACAGAAGUGGGUUCGUCGUUGGGGAGAUGUAUCAUGCCAGAAUAAUUCAAAAAGAUAUUUUCGUAUUGAUCGGGCUACCUCGGCUUUUUCUCCAGCCCGUCUAGUCCACCAUCAUAGUCUCCCAAGUCGUACUCGUUCGGGUAUCUCU
This is a messenger RNA of Pseudovirgaria hyperparasitica, 3482 nucleotides long. RefSeq lists its product as uncharacterized. Bases 197 to 3115 code for a protein of 972 amino acids. The record is from RefSeq and is a predicted model, not a curated record. Gene Ontology annotation, molecular function: DNA binding. Gene Ontology annotation, biological process: regulation of DNA-templated transcription. Lineage: Eukaryota; Fungi; Ascomycota; Dothideomycetes; Acrospermales; Acrospermaceae. The transcript is spliced from 6 exons.